CCAGAAGCAGGGAGGAACUGUCUCCCCGCGCCUGUUCCAACUUGUUGCGAUAUCUACUCCCCCCCUCCCUCAAGGAGCAGUACGCGAACCUACCCGACUCUAAAUUCCCCAUGAUUACGGCUCAGUGAAGUCAGAUCAAACCAGUAUGUCGUCGCGUGCAGAUGCAACGCUGCCUGCCACACGCAGGUCGCGCAAGUCAGUUGGCGGCCAGUCGCCGUCGCGAAAACCAGCGGAUAAGGAGAACGCCACGAUCGAUGUUGGAACUACUCUGGCCGCUGGCAGGAAGAAAUCACGAAGCAAGAGCAUAGGGCCUGGUGGGUUAGAUGUUCUCAAAGCCGGGACUGGGAACCGAAGAGUUUCUCUUGCAGCCCCUUUGCGCCCUCCUCCCCCAAGGUCAAUCCUAAAGCAAACGAUCGCAUUGCUGCCGGAAAUCCCGCCUCAUAAACCCAAGAGCUCGACAACCGAGGGCAGCAAUGCCGGACAAGCAACCAAUUCGCCAAGUGAUAAUGAGCUCUCGGGGCCUGGAACCAAGGUUGCUCUACGUACCGAGGAAGAACAACAAGCUGCCGCCCGAGCGCGCGAGGAAAAGGAACGCGCUGAAGCUGAGAAGGAGGCCAAGAACAGGCGCGAGGCGCGUCGCAAGUCGUUGGCCAACCGCCGAGUAUCCUUCGCCGCGGAGGCAACGCUACACACGUUCCACGAGGUUGAAUACAUGCAAGAUUCCACCACUUCUACAGAAUCGACACGUCGUGCAUCGUCGGUCGCCGCGCCAUCUCCAGCUUCGCGGACGCAGGACUACCUAGGAUCUGAUGCUUCAGAGCCGCCGUCAACACCCCCAGGACCGGCUGACGGGUCCGAGAGAGAUGCCCAGCAAAAGAAGCGACGCCGUAGUUUGGGUAUCCCGCCACUGAACUUCAACAACCCAGAAGACGACACUUUGAGCUCUACAGUCUAUAGUUCCGACUCGGAGCAUGCUGACGGCGUCGAGGAGAUCCACGGAGAAGAAGUCUCAGGCUCCGACUCCGACUCAGACGUGGAAGACGGCACCGUCAUGACUGUUGAUGCUGACGAAAUGACAUCCGCAUCCAUCGCGUCAGUUCAAUCAACGUCGGCGGCGAGUGACUCCACUUCCUUGGAUGAGAAUCUCCGACUUGCAGCCCAGAUGGCAGCCACCCAGCAGCUUGACGAAGAAGAAGAAGCAAUCCCCGCAUUCGCCGGCUGGGGAAAGAAGAGCAAGGUUCCUCAGUAUGCUCUUCCCAAUUUGCAAGCAAACGAACCACGUACUUCUCAGCAAAGCCCAGUCGAGCGAGAAGACGGGACGCAGAUGGAUAUGGACAUGGAUAUGGACACGGAUAUGGACACGGACAUGGACAUCACAGGCGCCGUCGGCCGUAUUAUUCAUCAACAAGCUACAUCCCCUCAAGAUGGCCAGGAUGAGGACAUGUCGAUGGAUGUGACUCGAGCAAUGGGCGGGAUCAUCUCACAAACCCGGCCUCCAACACGAGUGCAGUCCAAGCUCAGCCCGGAAAAACAGGUUGACGACGAAUCUUCACUCGGCGAAGAAACCAUGGACCUCACCACGGCGGUUGGUGGUAUUCACAGUGGGAGACCCUCGGGCGCAAGCCAUGUAGACCUUGAUGGGAAUGAGGACAUGUCUAUGGAGUUGACCACGGCAAUCGGAGGCCUCUUGUUGCCCAAGAAGGUUUCAGCCCAGACUCGACGACGAACCAUUUCUGCCCCGGACAACGCCGAGGACGACGAUGCGACAAUGGAUAUGACGGUGGGCGUCGGUCGUAUUCUUCUGGCCUCAGGCGGGAAAGGCGAAGAUGACGGCGCAACCAUAGGCAUGGACAUGACAAUGCCUUUGGGUGGCAUCAUCAAGCCAUCGUCGAGCCCAGUUGCACGAUCGAUUGCCAAGAAGGUCAUGGAGCAAGAGGCUGAUGAGCCGGACGCUCCGACCGCCGCGCCCGUUGAAGCCAAAUCGUCCCCUACGAAACAGGCCUGGACAGCAACUGACGAAGUAGGGAGUCCAAGCAUGGCAGGAUUCCGUGGAAAGGGACUCCGUCGCACACCUGCACGCGCUGCUUCGAGUAACCGCAAAUCCCCAAAGGCUGGGGCGGCUACUGCGCCGAAAGUUUCCACUCCGUCGAAGAAGGUCUCGUCUGGAGCACCUACUGAGGCUUCACCAAGAGCGCCUCCCCCACGGAUGAUCAGUAGCAGAUCGAGCUCUCCGGAGAGGCAAAUGUCGCCUAAACACCUCAGCACCCCUCAAUCUUCUUCCAAAGCGAAAUCAAAGGAUACCUCCGUCUUCCACCAAGAUCCUGCCACGGGAGCCACGACGCCACGAGUCGUAUUGACACCUCAGAGACGCCGCCUGUCUGGCAUUGGCAUUGACCGAUCCGGACUAGGCUCACCAAAGAUUGCCGAAAUGUUCGAUCGUCGUGAUUCCAUUGGAAACUCGGCCGAAGCAUUUAUCCCAGGCCAAGGCAAAGCAGUCCGCAGAGGUGUCGCCUUUGCUGACCCACGGGAGAUGGAAGGAGAAAUCGACCGCGAACGACAAGAAGACGAGGAAAGAGAGAACAGGCGGAAAAUCCUUGAGAGGGAGGCGGAUGGCUCGCAGGAUGAGGGGGACGCCACUGUUAAUCUCAUGGAAAUGAUCGAGGGGCUCACUCCGAAGAAGAACCCACUGAAAGGCCGCAAAAGUCUGCAUGUUGGAAGCGCAAGAGGACUCCUUGGCAAGCGUCCGUCCGAGUCGGACGACGAUGACGAAUGUGAGGAACGGGACGGCGUAAAACGACUUAAGGGGCACCAAGGAAGUCCUGUCAAGAACGUCAAGCUGCGGUCGCCGCCAUCCAAAGCCGAGACAACCGGCCGGGCGAUGCGGUCAAGCAGGAAAAGCACGGAACCGACAAGUGAUAACACCGUCACUCCUACCACUGCGCAGUCACCCACCAAGACGACCACGCCGAGGGGCCAAGGGCGUUUCAAGACGAUUGAUAACGACCAGCCAUCGACAGCCAUCGACUUUGACCAUAACAUGCCUCACGACGAAGCCGAAGCAGAACAGAGUGACGGUGAGGAACGAAUCCACCUGCAAGACUUCCUGAACAUGACGAGCAUUCGCUUCAUGGAGUUGACGACCACAAAACGCCGACAUACCGUGGCACCAAAUGCCCUGCUAGAUAGCGAAUCUGCAGAUGGCAAGGUCGACUUUUCGUUGGAGAGUUGUGUGGUUGCGGGCGCAUGCACCGUCCCGAUGUUGGAGCUGUACCAGCACUCUUGCCGUGAACUGAAGAACUAUAUUUCCGAAGGGAGACGGAUUGUCCGGGAGAUCGAAUCCGAGACUUUUGAAGAGAACCCGCCUCUCUUCCGCGAAUACAUGUCCGCCUCUCCAGAGUUCAAAGUCAUCAUGGACAACCAGUUCAAGAAUGUCAAGACUCACGCCCGCCUGCUGAGCAAAGCCAUGUGGUACGAAUGGCGUAUGAAACUCCAGGACGGCCUCAAGGAGGGGCUCGUCAAGAUCGCAGAGGGCAUGGCGGCAGAUGACGAGAUCCUAACCAAGCAGGAGAAGCUCUUGGCCUCGGUUGUUCCGGAGAUGGUGCGGCGAUACGAGUCUCUGGAGCGGGAGCGUGAGAACCUCGAGGCCGUGGCGAGAGAGUUGGCAGAUUGCGAUCCAGCCGAACUUGAAGAAGCCCGAUCGGAACUAAUCGCUGUGGAUGAAGACAUCGAGGAGAAGGUAAGGAAGAUUGAGGAGCUUCGGCAGCAACUUCAAGAGUCGGAAGACAGCAUCAGCGCCAUGGCGAGUCAGAAGCAAACUUGCUUGGAGGAAAUCAAGAUCUCCGAGAAGAUUCGGGAGGAAUGCAGAGGCUGGAGCUCGACUGAAAUUAUGGCACUCAAAGCCAAGGUAGAUGAGCUGGAGAGGCAGCAUGGCUGGGCCAUCACCGGCAUCGCGGGCACAACCGUGUCGGCAACAUACCAGCGUGAGAUUGAGCUCGUAUUUGACGUCUCGUCUUUCCAGCCCGGCCAGCAAAAUUCCCGCGUCGAUCUCUGGUAUAUCGCAGGGAACCGGGAAAAUAACCCUGUGGCGGUCACUCCCGAAAAGGAAUUCUUCCUCCAAUGCAUCAGGGAUCAGGUGCGGGGAUUGCAGCAGGCGCAAACAAAGUUGAGCCGCAUGCUUGGCGUGGUCAGUGCGGCGUGGGACAGGGCAAAUGCCGUGGCCAAUCACGUGCGACUUCUCAACGUCACCUUUCCCACCACUGUCACCAAAACAUCGGACACUUCCAUUGCAAUUAAAUCUUCGCUGCUUCUGGUCCCUCUAUCGUCGAAGGUGGAGGUUGUGCUGAAUUUGAACGGCGAGGUCGGCGCCGACGAUGUCGAGGUCGCCAUCGUACCCCAGGCUUCGAUCGUUUACGGGGAGCAGUUCAAGGUCGCCAAGAUGGCCGAGUUCCUGGCGACGCGGAUUGGCAGCAGCGUGAUGGGCAGGAAGGAGAUGCGGGCGGCAGAGUCAUGGUGCGAUGUCGUCGUCGAGCUUCACGGCCGGCUGCUCGCCAGGGGCAAGAGAUGAUUGAAUGACCUGCUAGCGAAACCAUCACCGCACGCAAUGAUUUAUGUAUUUUCAGUAAUUACCUACUUGUUGUUAUUAUAGCCAGCUUUUGUGUCGUGCGAAUCCGAAUCAUUAUCAGACUCCAACGCUUGCUCAAUACUUGAUAUUCAUCUCCUCGUUACAUUUAACUUUGUAAUUGAACUAGGCGUCCG
This is a messenger RNA of Phialemonium atrogriseum, 4755 nucleotides long. RefSeq names its product Spc7-domain-containing protein. Lineage: Eukaryota; Fungi; Ascomycota; Sordariomycetes; Cephalothecales; Cephalothecaceae. The transcript is spliced from 4 exons. The coding region runs from base 146 to 4564 and encodes 1472 amino acids. The record is from RefSeq and is a predicted model, not a curated record. Gene Ontology annotation, biological process: mitotic sister chromatid biorientation; mitotic spindle assembly checkpoint signaling; protein localization to kinetochore. Gene Ontology annotation, cellular component: kinetochore.